AUGAGUAGAAUUAACCAGCCGAAGAACCAAAUUCGUUUGACGAAUGUAUCGAUAGUUCGUUUGCGUGAUGGGCCAAACACGUUUGAGUUGGCAUGCUACCCGAACAAGGUGAAGGACUGGCGUCAGGGGAAGGAGACAGACCUGAGUGAGGUGUUGCAGAGUGACAAGAUAUUUAGUUGUGUGGGUAAAGGUCAGUUUGCGCGUGAUGCGGAGUUGAUAGGAAGUUUUGGGACAAGUGACUUUUACGCUUGUGUUAAGCAGAUUUUGGCACAAGGUACGAUUCAAUUGAGUACCCGUGAGCGUAUGGUUCAGCAGCAGCAGUUCCAGAAGGAGGUGUACGUAUUAACUGCGCCUCGUCUGUUGCCUUUGAAGGCGACUUUGGCCCUGUCUGCGGAAACAGUUGAAUCUUGCGCGAAGAAGAUAGGGUGUGUGCCGAAGACUAAAAAGCACCUGCCUCCUAAGGCUUACGCAAGUCGAUUAGCGGAGAAGCUGGCGCGGGCAUUCCCCGAAGACUUGGGCAUAGUAGCCACUAAAAUCUCGCUGCACACUCCACACGCCAAACAGACUACCACCGAACUCUUGGAACCGAUUGGCGCCUUCGCUAUUCAACAGAACGACAACAACCUGGUCUUCUGCGUCGCACCAAGCGAUCUCGCCGCCGUUGAGACUUACGCUCACAAUAAACAAUGCCCCUUUAUCGUUCUCGACAAGAGAACCGCCAUCCCCAUUCAUGAACUUCGAAGCAAACCUCAUGAGCCAAGCAGUGAGGAAGAACCCAGCUCUGAAUCCGAAAGCUCUGAAUCCGAAGAAGACGACUCAGACGAAACUCCCGCACCCGUCUUCAAGGACUCUACCAAACAAACGUUCACCACGUUCGGCGCUCUCGAGGCCUCGGACAGCGAGGACGACGAGUCACUCAGUCCCGAGGACAUGGCGAACCCCAACUCACAAGACGUGCAAAAUGAACAUAAGAAGACGGACUCUGCUAGUGCAGCCAUUGAUGAGGAGGAGGAAGAAGGCGAAGACGAUGUGGACCUGGAGCAGUUCUUAGACCGACGGGCUGCAGUCCACCACGAACGGACGCGGGCCAAAAAGCUGCUGAGUCGUCAGCGCAAGGAGAAGGAGAAGUCGAAAAAGGCUGCCGCGGAAGCACUGGCGGAAGUCGUGGAGCCCCCGACCGAGCCCAAACCCCGGACACCGAACGAGCCCACGUCUGCAACCUGGUGCCGUACUUGCGAAAUCGACUACCUCCAAGAUUUGAACCUGACCAUCCAGAAGCACAUGCGCAGCGAGUGGCAUGUGUUCAACAUGAAACGGGCGGUCCGUGGGGAGCCACCUGUCUCCCAAGAAGUCUUUAACGACCUCUCGCGAGAUGUUAAGGAAGGCUUCUUGGCCGUCGAAUCGUGA
Gregarina niphandrodes is the source of this 1407-nucleotide messenger RNA. RefSeq names its product shwachman-bodian-diamond syndrome protein. The coding region runs from base 1 to 1407 and encodes 468 amino acids. The transcript has a single exon. Lineage: Eukaryota; Apicomplexa; Conoidasida; Eugregarinorida; Gregarinidae. The record is from RefSeq and is a predicted model, not a curated record.